This is a messenger RNA of Solanum verrucosum, 945 nucleotides long. RefSeq lists its product as uncharacterized. The transcript has a single exon. The coding region runs from base 123 to 587 and encodes 154 amino acids. The record is from RefSeq and is a predicted model, not a curated record. NCBI's taxonomy places the organism in Eukaryota, Viridiplantae, Streptophyta, Magnoliopsida, Solanales, Solanaceae.
UCCAAUGCUUUAGGGUUUCUAUAAAAUUCCACAUUUAUGUGCAAACAACAAAAUCCCUAAUUUAAAGGGGUUGCGGUUUGUGUGAUAUUUUCUUCUUCUUGUUGUUGUUAAUUUCUUGAAACAUGGCGGGUCAAACAAACCCGGAAUUAUCCCCAAAAGACUCAGACGUGAAUGAAGAAUUGCAGGAGCUUGAAUUCACGAAAAGGGGUUGUUGUUGUUUCUGGUUUCCAUCUUUCACAUGUGGCAGAAGCGUAUGGGAACGGGUGUCUACCAGCGAUCAAAAGGAAGAACCCCAUUGGUGGGAUAAGGGUUUGAUCGCCGUUAUGAAAGUCAGGGAGUGGUCGGAACUUGUGGCAGGUCCAAAAUGGAAGACAUUCAUUCGACGAUUCAAUAAAAAUCGUUCCAAAACAAAUAAAUUCAAUUACGACCCGUUGAGUUACUCCUUGAAUUUCGACGAUGGACCAGGGGUAAACGAUCAGUCGGAAGAUGAUCGUUUAUUCCGUGAUUUCUCGUCGAGAUUCGCUUCAAUUCAGGUUUCUGCUAAGUCUUCAAUGGAUUUGGGCAAAGACCCACCAUCCAAAUUGUGAAUUCCUCAGCGGCGAAUUACGAAAAAAGAAUGCCAUGAUGUGGAAUCGGACAAGCGACGGCGAUGGGCCGAGAAUUGCGGCGGAGAAAUUGAUUGGGCUCUGUUAUUUGCAACGCUUGUGACGGUGAUGAUACAGGUGGUUUUGAUUCUCUCUGACAUAAAAUUUAGUUGGGAAAUAAAAAAAGAUUUGAGUACUCUUUAUUUUUAUUUUUUCUAGUUGAGUAUUUGUUUUAUAUGUUUGAUUAGUUAAUUGCUGUAAGGGAGUAUUAUUCAAUUCAAUUCUUUAAAAAUGUCACUACCAACUUUUGUUUGUUUGUGUACAGUUUGAUAGAUCACAGGAUUUUUCUAGUUUAUUUUGA